Molecule: messenger RNA, 3474 nt
Organism: Rhineura floridana
Lineage: Eukaryota; Metazoa; Chordata; Lepidosauria; Squamata; Rhineuridae
Gene: PPM1B
Product: protein phosphatase, Mg2+/Mn2+ dependent 1B
Exons: 7
Coding region: 502-1665 (387 amino acids)
Biological process (GO): positive regulation of canonical Wnt signaling pathway; negative regulation of canonical NF-kappaB signal transduction; protein dephosphorylation
Cellular component (GO): cytosol; nucleus
Molecular function (GO): manganese ion binding; protein serine/threonine phosphatase activity; magnesium ion binding
Source: RefSeq, a predicted model, not a curated record
CAGAAUCCUCUCUGAGGCACUUGUAGGGAGGGGGCGCUCUCCUUCUCGUCGUCCUCCCGUCCGGUGCAUUCUGACGUUGCGCGGCGGGGAGGGACGGCCCAUUAGCGGCCGCUGGGACGGGGGCUCCCAACAUGUCCGUGCUGCUGGCUGCGCUCGGACUGCGAGAGCAGAGGACGGUCAAGGGAGAGGCUGCUGCGUGACGAGGAGGAGAGAGGCGGAGGCGACGACGACUCGAGCCUUAACCUAACCCCGACCCGGCGCCUUAGUUGGGGGAGACGGAGGCCUGCCUGCGCGCGUGGGUACGGGGGCUUCUGGUCGAGCGAGGAGUCUGUGGCGCCAGGAUAUUCCGAGUUAAAGUAAAUGUUGCAUCCUGCAUUACCUGAAGUCUUUCAAGCUUAAUCUGUUCCUGUUGGCUGAAGGAAUGUAAACCCCUAAGAAUUUAGAUCUGUGCAAAAAUUGGCAGAAGUGCAGUUAACAGAUUCCUUUGCAAAUUAAGUAAACAUGGGUGCAUUUUUGGAUAAACCAAAAACUGAGAAGCAUAAUGCUCAUGGGACAGGAAAUGGGCUGCGCUAUGGCCUCAGCAGUAUGCAAGGAUGGAGAGUGGAAAUGGAAGACGCUCACACAGCUGUUGUAGGAAUUCCUCAUGGUUUGGAGGACUGGUCCUUCUUUGCUGUUUAUGAUGGUCAUGCAGGAUCGCGUGUGGCAAAUUACUGCUCCAACCACUUAUUAGAACACAUCACUAACAAUGAAGACUUCAGGGGAACAGAGCAGCCCGGCUCUGCUCUUGAACCAUCAGUGGAAAAUGUAAAGAGUGGAAUCAGAACUGGCUUUUUGAAAAUUGACGAAUACAUGCGCAAUUUUUCAGACCUCAGAAAUGGCAUGGACAGGAGUGGUUCAACAGCGGUGGGAGUUAUGAUUUCACCUGAGCACAUUUACUUUAUCAACUGUGGAGACUCGCGUGCUGUUCUCUAUAGGAAUGGACAAGUCUGUUUUUCAACACAGGAUCACAAGCCUUGCAAUCCAAGGGAGAAGGAGCGAAUCCAGAAUGCAGGAGGGAGUGUCAUGAUUCAGCGCGUUAAUGGCUCGUUAGCAGUUUCUCGUGCUCUGGGGGAUUAUGACUACAAAUGUGUUGAUGGCAAAGGUCCUACAGAACAACUUGUUUCUCCGGAACCUGAGGUUUAUGAAAUUGUAAGAGCAGAAGAAGAUGAGUUUAUUGUCUUGGCUUGUGAUGGAAUCUGGGAUGUAAUGAGCAAUGAGGAGCUCUGUGAAUUUGUUAAGUCUAGGCUUGAAGUAUCGGAUGAUCUGGAAAAAGUGUGCAAUUGGGUAGUGGAUACUUGUUUACACAAGGGAAGUCGUGAUAACAUGAGUAUUGUUCUAGUUUGCUUUUCAAAUGCUCCUAAGGUCUCAGAUGAGGCAGUGAAAAGAGAUGCAGAAUUGGAUAAGCACUUGGAAUCACGGGUGGAAGAAAUUAUGGAGAAGUCGGGUGAAGAAGGAAUGCCUGAUCUUGCUCAUGUAAUGCGCAUUUUGUCUGCAGAGAAUAUUCCAAACUUACCACCAGGAGGUGGUCUAGCUGGCAAGCGAAAUAUUAUUGAAGCUGUUUAUAACAGGCUGAACCCACACAGAGAGAAUGAUGGGGGUGCUGGCGAUCUAGAAGAUCCAUGGUAGCCUUACAGAUCUACUAAAAUGCUUUUGAAUCUGAAAAAUGGGGGGAAAAACUUUCAAUCAGUUUUCUUCAAUACAAAGGAAAAAUUCUGGUGGAUUUCCAACAUUUUGAGAAAUGGGCAGAAAGAAAUUAUUAGGAUUUUCCAUCAUUUGUUCAUAUUUGUGUUUUCUGAUAUUGCCACUCUUAGCAUUGCCUGUACUACAGUAUUUUUACCAGCCUUGGGCAUAUUGGUUACAUCUUUAUGGAGCCUGAGCCCUAAAAACCAAGGAAGGAAUAAUGCUGGGAGCACAUCACUAAAUGUACAUAAAGUACCAUGGGAUUUUAGUUGUACUCUGAAGACACACUAUGUUUAACAAAACUUACAAUAAAUGCACGAUUGAGUGCAAAUAAUUGUAAUGAGACACUUACUUACUUCACCUUACCAAGAUGGAAGGCUUUUGCAGCUCUGGGCUUGGAAGUCAUUUCAGUUGGGCAAUAUGCUAUAGGAUGUGUAUUUCUUUUUUUAAUUUUCCAGAUUUACCUGUAUUACCAGACUGUUAGGUUUUUCCCUACAGUGUCCAAAUUGUGAUACGUUGCCUACUGCUUGCUUAAGAUAAAGUGUAUUUGGCAAUAAUAUAAGAAGAUUUUAGGCAUCUAAAACCAAUAAGAAUUUUACGCAUGUGUAUAACACAUCCUUAAACUCUUGCUAGAAGAAAUAUUUUUAAACCAAACAACUUAAUUUAUGGUUAGUUGUAAUUUGCUUUGACAUCUCACUCAUUGCUGCAGUUUUUUUAAUGCUGAAUAUUUGCCUUUAUUAUAAUGUAAAUUGUGAUUUUGUUCUAAAUGUGGUUUUCUAUAGUUUUUUCCCUUUGAUUUCUAUCAGCUUAAAAAAGGUCUUGAGUAAUAUGGGUAUACUUUUUAAUUGUUUGCAUUAUUUACAAAGUUCAAAUUAUCACUUUGAGAUUACUAUAAAUACAGCUAAAAUUAUCUAUUUUAAAUCUAAGAAAAUAUUAGAGAUAUUUUCAUGGGUUCAGUGACCUUUCAUUUUAUAAGCAAUGGGCAUGGUACAGAGUGGCCGUCAUGUAAGGUACUUGAAGAUUCUUAGUUUAAUUCUAUUUUUGCAAUAACCUUAUUUUUUCUUAAUUCUUUUGAGUUGUGCAUGUAUUGAGUCCAGUUAAUGCUGAAAGUGGAGAAGAGUAAAGUAUUUAUCUAAAAAGUAAAUAAAUAAAAGCUAUUUGGGAGGGGAAACAAUGAAUGUAUCCAUCUGUACAUGAUUUACAUGCUGUGGAUGCCUUGUAAACAUUUUCCUAUUUGUUUAAAACUGUGUUUCAACGAGGAUGUAAUUGCCCUUGUGUGUAGUUUAAGCUAACGACAGUCAUCAACUGGUUUUGUGUGAAAUUCAUGGUAUUUUUCUGUAGCUUCUCCCCAUACACACACUUGAGUGUAGAUCCAUGUACACUCUUAUAACCUGGUGCCUAUAGCCAGCUUCCCUGAUCAUUUGGUUCAUUGUGUAUCUGAUUUGGGGUGGGGGUGGGGAGGGUCUAGAGAGGAUUAUUGCCACAAUAUAUUUUAUUUAUUCAUUAGAUUUUAGCCUUGUAAGUUAAAGUGUUCUAAAUGAUGAUGUUAACAGGUAUUUGUCCCUACUGGGUUUUUUGGGGGGGUUGUUUAAAAGCUAGGGAAUGAAGAAUGCAAAAUGGUUUAUUGUUCAGACUGUCUGCUCUGGUCCAAUCCUGUACUGAUAGUACCUUCCCAGUAUGAUAUUGUGAUGUUUCAUACAAUACAGUGAACAUAACCAACUUGUUAUCUUCAAUAAAGGAUUGCUAAAACAGUGA